Penicillium daleae is the source of this 1527-nucleotide messenger RNA. Its product is annotated as flavin monoamine oxidase family protein. NCBI's taxonomy places the organism in Eukaryota, Fungi, Ascomycota, Eurotiomycetes, Eurotiales, Aspergillaceae. Gene Ontology annotation, molecular function: oxidoreductase activity. The record is from RefSeq and is a predicted model, not a curated record. The coding region runs from base 1 to 1527 and encodes 508 amino acids. The transcript is spliced from 5 exons.
AUGGUUCCUAUGUCCAAGAAAACACAAGACGGCUACUCUUGGACGGGCGCUACCGGAGUGCGCAGGGGCGGGCUGCGUUGCAGAGGUGUUAUUGAACCGAGCCAAAAGAUCACAGUGCCGAUGGGACACAACUACGAUGCAAUUGUCAUUGGGGCAGGCUAUGCCGGUUUAAUGGCCGCUCGUGAAAUGACAGAUCAGGGGCUCUCGGUUCUCUUACUUGAGGCUCGCGAUCGGGUGGGCGGCCGAACUUACACCGUCGAAGCUGAUGGCAUUCUCUAUGAGAUGGGAGGGACUUGGGUUACUCAUCACAUGGCCUUCCUGUUCAAAGAAAUGAUCCGUUAUGGUAUGGAUCGUGACCUCAUAACUACGCAUCAUAGUGGAUAUGAGAACGACUAUUACACACUGAAUAUUCUGGGUGCAACUCCGAGAAAAUUGUCCCAUGAAGAAGCUGGAAAAAUCGCGGCAAGGGGCUGGGACAUCUUUGUCAAUGUUGACGGAGAGAGCUGUCGAAGAAUCUGUCCACUUCCACAUGCACAGCUCGAAAACAUUCUCACUGACAGAAACGAAGUGGAGAGAUACGACAAGAUCUCAUGUCUGGAACGAUUUGAAGCUAUCAAGAACUUGCUUACAGUUGAAGAGGCUGGUGUGCUUGUUGCUUUACUGCUUCACAUCUCAGGCGGAACCUUGGAGAAUUCCAGUCUAUGGGACAUGAUCCGCUCCCAUGCCCUUAUGUCGUAUAGCUCGGACAAUUUCGGCCCUAUCUGGACUACUUUCAAACUCCGAGAAGGGCAGUCCGAGCUUGCGAGUCGGAUGUUCCAAGAUGCAGCAGAUCGCGGUCUGCAUUAUGCUUUUAAGACCCCGAUCAAAAGUAUCAAUGACCGCUCCAAUGGAAAAGUCCAGUUGGUUGAGGUCAAAACAAGUUCCGAGGCAGUUUAUAGGGCACGCCACGUUGUGAGCACAGUUCCUCUCAAUGUUUUGCACACCAUUCAGUUCCAGCCCCCUCUUUCUUCCCGACGUCAAGAAGCAAUUGAGAUUGGCCAUGUUAAUUUCAUGACCAAGGUUCACGCAGAAGUAGAGGGAUCAGGACUGGCUUCGUGGAAUGGAGUCAAGUAUCCUAAUCUCCUUAUGUUCGGCUAUGGAGAUGGGCUCACGGAGAAUGGCAAUGCUCAUAUCGUUGGCUUCGGAAAAGAUGAGAGAGGUACCUACGUGCCUGAGCGCCAUCCAGAACAAACAAUUGAUGCGUUUGAGAAGUUGCAUCCGAUGAAAGUCAAGAAAAUGGUAUUUCAUAACUGGGUUACAGACCCUUGGUCCCAAGGUGGUCCAGCCUGGUGGAUGCCAGAGUAUAUGACAAAAUAUCAGGAUGAACUGCAAAGCCCGCAUGGUAAUGUUCAUUUUGCUUCUGCAGAUUGGGCUAAUGGCUGGCGAGCUGCGAUCGAUGGUGCAUUGGAACAAGGCUUUCUUACAUCCCGGAACAUUACCAAGGAUAUCAGACAGACCGCCCAACCAAGCUUCACUGCCAAGAUCUAG